AUGGAGUGUCCAGCAGGGUAUGUGCAGGGCAGCGCGGGCUCGACUUCGUGUACGGCGUGUCCUGCAGGCUCGUAUCAGAACACGACCGGGUCGUCUCAGUGUAUGGAGUGUCCAGCAGGGUAUGUGCAGGGCAGCGCGGGCUCGACUUCGUGUACGGCGUGUCCUGCAGGCUCGUAUCAGAACACGACCGGGUCGUCUCAGUGUAUGGAGUGUCCAGCAGGGUAUGUGCAGGGCAGCGCGGGCUCGACUUCGUGUACGGCGUGUCCUGCAGGCUCGUAUCAGAACACGACCGGGUCGUCUCAGUGUAUGGAGUGUCCAGCAGGGUAUGUGCAGGGCAGCGCGGGCUCGACUUCGUGUACGGCGUGUCCUACAGGCUCGUAUCAGAACACGACCGGGUCGUCUCAGUGUAUGGAGUGUCCAGCAGGGUAUGUGCAGGGCAGCGCGGGCUCGACUUCGUGUACGGCGUGUCCUGCAGGCUCGUAUCAGAACACGACCGGGUCGUCUCAGUGUAUGGAGUGUCCAGCAGGGUAUGUGCAGGGCAGCGCGGGCUCGACUUCGUGUACGGCGUGUCCUGCAGGCUCGUAUCAGGGCAGCGCGGGCUCGACUUCGUGUACGGCGUGUCCUGCAGGCUCGUAUCAGAACACGACCGGGUCGUCUCAGUGUAUGGAGUGUCCAGCAGGGUAUGUGCAGGGCAGCGCGGGCUCGACUUCGUGUACGGCGUGUCCUGCAGGCUCGUAUCAGAACACGACCGGGUCGUCUCAGUGUAUGGAGUGUCCAGCAGGGUAUGUGCAGGGCAGCGCGGGCUCGACUUCGUGUACGGCGUGUCCUGCAGGCUCGUAU
Messenger RNA from Guillardia theta CCMP2712, 840 nucleotides. RefSeq lists its product as hypothetical. Gene Ontology annotation, molecular function: protein binding. The transcript is spliced from 9 exons. The annotation marks the transcript as partial. Lineage: Eukaryota; Cryptophyceae; Pyrenomonadales; Geminigeraceae. The record is from RefSeq and is a predicted model, not a curated record.